Lodderomyces jiufengensis is the source of this 615-nucleotide messenger RNA. RefSeq names its product Pga22p (gene PGA22). NCBI's taxonomy places the organism in Eukaryota, Fungi, Ascomycota, Pichiomycetes, Serinales, Debaryomycetaceae. The record is from RefSeq and is a predicted model, not a curated record. Bases 1 to 615 code for a protein of 204 amino acids. The transcript has a single exon.
AUGCGUUUUACAAUUUUAACAUCAGUCGCUUUAUAUGCAACAACAAUUUCUGCAGCCACUACUGUUCUUGUUGGUUUUACAACAACUGUUAUAAAUGAUACUCCAGGAGCAGCAGGAGCAAAUACUGCAAUUCCAACAGUUACCAUUGGUACUGCCCCAAAUGAAGGUACACCAGCAGGUGAUACAACUAUUACAAAUACUUUAGAAACAACUGUUACUCAACCUCCAGCUGGUGAACAGACUCCGACUGAAGCUACACCAGGAACUGAACAUCCUACUGAACAUACUGGUGGACAAAUCCACACAGUACAAGUCAAUGCCACAGAAACUCAACAUGAAACUGGUCAUGAGACUGGAACUACAAUUGAAACGGGUCAGAAUGCUACAGAAACUGGAGCUGCUCAUCAUACUGAAACUGAAACUGGCACAGGUGAAACAGGUACUGAAACAGGAACUGCAAUUGCGACUGGAAAUGCAACUGAAACUGGAGCUGGUCCAACAGGUGCAGGUAAUGCUACUGGUAUUGCAACUAGAACAACUACUGCAGUUGCAGAGGCUGCAAAUUUAAUUGCUGGAGCUUCUUUAGCUUAUUUUGCUGCUAUUUUAUUCUUUUAA